CUUGAACCAUUGGAUUAUAGUUGAUGCUCGAUCCCGCCUCUUUCAAAACCAAGUCUCGGAGACUUGUCUCCAACCCUUCCGAAAUAGUAGGACAUUCUACUGUGUUACGAUGCCCUCCGAUCAGAUGUUGUUUGAAUCUUCUAAUCCCACCAUUGCUUAUACGACCACAAAAAUUGCAUCCCAAAUCAUUACUCGAGUUUGUCCCCUCUUUCCUGAAUCGGCUAUGGCGAGUCACAAAUCUCUCCCAGUUGUGACCAGACACGAUGAAGAAGAAGACGAUUCAGGCGUGUGGUGGUUCACUUUGCGUGUCGAUUGGGAAAAUUGAGCGAUUGGGGACUAUUAAUUAAAGUCAAGUAAAACUUGACCGACCUGUCCUUGUUAAUUCUGCCCGCUUAAAUUUUCACUAUCAGUAAAGAUUAAAUUUGGAAUGAUUGGUUUGUUUUCAACUCCAUCACUCCUCAUUUACUCCAAAACUAAUAAAGAAAAAUCUCCUCCCUUAUAAUUCACUGCCCUUCUCCCUAUUCCCCAUAAUCCGAACACACUGUUAAUAAAAUGGCAACUAACAAUUAAUUAAAAUGAUAAAAAAUAGAGGGUUUAUUCUUUUGAUACUCUCCACCAAAGUGAUUUUUAUACUACUUCAAUCCCCACAAACUCCUGCCCAUGUGCCCCACCUCAACACUCACUUUGAGAUUGAAUAGAACAUCGUAGGAACUUCAAAUGGACCCGGUAUAGUAUUAUAACACCAGAUUUGGGUCUUAAAAUAAUCUCACUGUAAAAGCGAACCAACUAUAUUGACAUUGGCAACUAAUGUCAUAAGAUGACAUUGGUCUAUUUGAAGACAGUACAGUGCUUUGUUCAAUCCAACAUUAUCCAAGG
Messenger RNA from Cuscuta campestris, 876 nucleotides. The record is from the annotation of a GenBank genome assembly. NCBI's taxonomy places the organism in Eukaryota, Viridiplantae, Streptophyta, Magnoliopsida, Solanales, Convolvulaceae.